Molecule: messenger RNA, 723 nt
Organism: Acanthosepion pharaonis
Lineage: Eukaryota; Metazoa; Mollusca; Cephalopoda; Sepiida; Sepiidae
Source: the annotation of a GenBank genome assembly
AUGUCCAAAGAAAAGAUCGUCGAAGGGUCGGUUUUAUUGUCUUAUGAAAUUAAUGAAACAGCAGUUUUUAUUAGAGAAAUAAGUGAACAUUGCCUAGAAACAUGUACAGUUUGGUCCCAUCAACAAUGGCUUGAACGAGACUGGCUCACUGAAGACAUCACAAAGGAAGAAAAAUUCUUGAUAAAUUGGCCUUGUAUAAAUUCUUUUUGUGCCCAGUUAAUGUUAAAGUCCACUUCAUUGAAGCAAUUGUUGCUGCUACCAGUUGAACAUUUGAAACACAGAUUCCAUUGGCUCCCUCAUCAUGUAAUUGAGAUAUUCCAUCAAGUAACAAACAAAGAUGGUGUUCUCAACAAGAAACAAGUAAACUUGAAUAAGAUUUUACCAGACAAAGUUGCAACAGGAGAUAUUGGAAAUUCACAUCAUAAGAGAAAAACAAUUAGCAUUGGGCUAGCUCAACCGCUGAUGAGGAAUUCUCAAGAAGCAGGUUUUAUGGCCAGCCAACGUGCCUGUUCAGUCAUAAACCAAGUGUCAGAAACAGGAGUGAAUAGUAGUAAUAAUGGACCUUCUACAAGAAAUCAGUCUUUGACAUCACCAGAAAGUGAAACACAAUUCCUGCCAAGUUCCCAAUUCUAUUCUGGAUUCAUCAGCACAAAAAAGCGAAGACUAACAUUUGAAAAAGUUUCUGGGCAGAAAGAUGGACAGACAAAGUUAUUAUUUUCAUGA